GUCCCCGACCCAUAAGAUUAGUUAGAGUGAUUUCCCUUUCAAUUUGUAAACAUUGUAUGUUGAAUACAUUUUAUUGUCAUUCGGAAUAGCACGUGCACAAAAUAAAUAUUUAUGUAAAAUAAGUGCUCCAUUCAUAAUGGCAGAUUCAGAUUUCGCUAAACGCCAGCUUAGGAAAUAUGGAUGGACUGAAGGUACAAAGCAUUUUUAGUAGGUGCUGCCUUAGUAAAAAAAAAUGUUUGGUGAUGACACACCACUACUUCCACCAUUAUCAUUAACCAUUAUUUUAUUACUCCAUUACUAUUACAAAUUACUUUAAUUACUAUUAUUACGUAUGCUCAGCCUCAACGUCUACUCUAAAUUUGAUGCAUGCUAUACUAUAACUAUAGUUCUAAUUCUUAUCAUUUGUAUUCAUUAUUAGUAAGCAAUCCGGUCAAUCCUAAUGCUUCUUGGAGACUUAACGGGACUUAACUUAAAUAAAUCUUAAUAUUAAUAAGUUUAAAUAAGUUACUGCUCACACUAGUCAUACUCACAGAAUUUAUUCUAUGUCAGACUAUUGGCCUUUUUAAAAAUAAACAUUCAUUUAUGUCUAAUGUUUUAUUUAGCAUAAUUUAGGCUUAAGCAUUUCCAUAAAAUGUCACCUCUCAUCCUUGAAUUUCAAUUUCAUCGAGAGAAAUAUGAAGUUUUAUUCUUUAUUUUAGUGCUAGUAGUAGGAUGUUUCAAAUUAUCAAUUAAUAUAAAUGAUACUUAUAACUGAUACCCUUUAGCUUUGGUUGGAUGGCAGCUAGCUAAUUUAAUCAGCCUUUGUACAGUUGUUGAGUUCGGCAGUUUCCGCAAAUUUCUCUUGGAACUUUUGAUUAUUUUUUGCAAUUAAAAAGGACCACGACAAUGGCCCCAACAAAGUGAAUUGGUACUGAAUUUAACGACCAAAAGGGAAAUUUUCUGUUUCGGUUUAAUCCUGAAGUGUCAAAGUGUCCUCUUUUCAUAGCCAUGUUCAUUGUUUCUAUAGAAUAGUAGUUACUAUCCUAGUGUCUCAUUUGUAUUUACUUAGUUUACAUGUUUUAAUAAUUGUAAAGCGCUUAGAGCUUUAUGAUAAGCGCUAUAUAAAAAUGCCUAAAUAAAUAAAUAAAUAAAUAAAUGUUGGCAAAUGAGACUAUAACAAAACACAUUUAUUGAUAUUUCUGGUCGUAUAACCGUAUUCUUUAAUAGGUUGCCAUACUUUGGCCAGUGCGCAAAGCAGUGCCGUCUUAAGGCAUGGAUGCCCUCGGGUUGAUCCUGAAGUGUCAAAGUGUCCUCGUUUUAUAGCCAUUUUCAUUGUUUCUAUAGAAUAGUAGUUACUAUCCUAGUGUCUCAUUUGUAUUUACUUAGUUUACAUGUUUUAAUAAUUGUAAAUCGCUUAGAGCUUUAUGAUAAGCGCUAUAUAAAAAUGCCUAAAUAAAUAAAUAAAUAAAUAAAUGUAUGAAUCACAAUGAAAACCCCAAAAAUGAGUUUAAAAAAUAAAUUAUUAGUAAGUUUGAAAGUGAACAAACUGUUUCCAACUUUGCUUAAUAUUCAGAGAACCACUAUUAGUAAGUUUGAAAGUGGACAAAAUGUUUCUAACUUUGCUUAAUAUUCAGAGAACCACUAUCAUAUUAUGAUUCAUAGGGUUCAUAUGUAGCAUAAUACUAAUACUAAUAACAUUUGGGGAAUAGAUUAACUGAAUUUCAUUUAUUGGUAAAAAUUUUUUAUGUUUAGUCUUUUUCAGGCACUCAGGAAUGGAUUUAGUUACAAAUAUUUAAUUUUUAUUUAUUUCAUUUAAUUAAUUUUUCUGUUAAAAAAUAAUAUUACCUCUUUAUUAAUAUAAAAAUUCACAAUUGUUCUUGUAAAUUAAUAUUUUUUUAUACAAGUACUUGGAUAUAGCCAUAAAAAGUGUCCGAAAAAUGCAAAUGCCCAUAGUAAAAAGUAUGCAAUUAUUUUUAGUCAUUAACCUCCAAGCCCAAGGCUUGAAAAUUGAUUGUAAUGUUUUCUUAAACUAUGGCUUUUUGUUAUUUGGUACCACUGAUAAUUUUCAAAGUCAAAUAAUAAUCAAAUGUUUUGCAAUUUCACUUGAACAUAUUAAUUAUACUUAAUGAUAAUAUGUUUUUUUUUUUAUUAUAAGGUGCUGGACUUGGCAAGCAAGAGAAUGGGAGGAGUGACCCUAUCAAAGUAUCCCUAAAAAUGGACAAAACUGGUGUAAGUAAAUAAAUCAGGCUUUAUGGUGGUGUCUGUUGUAUGUAAAGAUUAGUACCAAAUAACUUUGACAUUAUCAAUAUCCUAUACCUCUAGGUUGGUCAUGACCCAGGAAAAGAAUUUACAGAUCACUGGUGGCUAAGGGUUUUCAAUGAAGCUGCACAAAAGAUAGGUCAAAACAAGACGGUAAAAUAAUAUAUUUUUUUAUUUUUGAGAAUGAAAUAUAAAUGAGCAUAUAUUUAAGUUUUAAAAUUCUUUACUCUUAAACUUAAACAAUUAGAUGGACCAUCAGAUAGAACAUAUUUAAUCUUAAUGAUUGUAGCAUUUCAAAUUUCCAGUAAUAUUUUUUGCCUUCCCUUUUUCAAAAGAAUAUUUCCAGUGAAAGUACCAAAAAGUCUGAGGAUAAAAAGAACUUCUACAAAGGUUUUGUUAAGGUAUUUAAUUAAUAAAGUUCUGUAUUUAUCUGUUAAAAAAUAUCACUUUUGGGUUGACAUUUUCAUUAGGGUAACAGUAACAGUUCUGAUAUUGAUUGUUGCCAAAUACUAUAAGACUCUGAGUAUCAUGUAUAUUUUUCACCUGGUUUAAGUUUUGAAUUGCAAAUAUUCAGACCUGGUAUGCUUAUGAUUUUGGUAUACAAUGUACGAUUUUAUGAUAGUGCACAGAGAGCUGUUAGAACUACGAUUUUAUGAGAUUAGUUUGAAAAAUAUUUUUUGGUACUUUCUAUGAUAAAAACAAUUAUUAAAUAUUAUAGUUGUUAGUUCUAUUUCCCUCCUACAGCUAGUGGUGAAUGGCCCGAUAAAUUUCGUUGGCGACCAUCAAUAAUUAUAUUAUGUACACUUAAGAGUGUACAGUGUGUACAUGGGAGGGCUUAGUCGCCGGGUGGGGGAGAGCAAUGUUUAAAUAUUUUUAAUGGUUGUAUAAUAGCAGUGCCUUGUUUUAUAAAGAGGGUGAUUGUUGUCAUAUUGUUGCCUUUUAUUUUUACAAUGAAUACUCCCAUUCGGCAAUGGUAAUAUUAGCGUUCACUUUUGUUUGCUUUGGUGUUGUAUGACGUAAUUUCGUUCAAAGACUGAACCGCAACAAUAGUGAAAAUGGAGAAAAGUUCUGAUUAAUUUUUAUUAAAAAUACAUUGUCAUAAGAUUUUGAUAUAUUUCAUUAGACCUAGAUAGUGGCUUGAAAAAUAUGUUUAGAAGUCACUAAACAGCUAUACAAUGCCCCAGUUUUGUUCCAACACUCCUCUUCCCAUCUCCCAAUACAGCUUGCUGUAGUUAUUAGGCUAUAAUAUGUUAACAGAAAAUAAAAUCAGACUCCUAGGCUUGAUGUAGGGGUGAGCAUCCCGCAGCCCCACCACAUAUUGUGGCCUGCAGGAUGUAUCAAAUGAACAUAUUUCUUUAUUAAAUUAAUGCUUAUUUUCAUUCUUAGCAAGAAACACAGUUGAAAUAUAUAUAAAUCAUUUUUUUUUGUGAUGGUAUGUGCCAGUUUGUUUGCUCAUCCCUUUAAAAAAAAAUUAUAAAACAAUUUUACUAUUUAGUAACUACUAAAAUUAAAGGAUUUAUAUAAAAACAGCUAGGUAAAGGGAACCUAAUUUUCCGAUUAAGUGAAGAAUGAUGCAGAACUAUAUUCAGGUAUCCACAUUUCUACAUUUUGAAUUUAUAAAAAUUUUUUUUAUAUAAACAUUGGUUAUCUACUUUGACCGGUUUUUAGACAUGCAAUGCAAAUAGAUUUAGUAUACUAUACUGUAUGCUUAUUUAUUUGCUAUAAGAAUACAAACGGGUCAAAGUAGAUAACUAACAUUUAUGUAAAAAAAAAUUUCAAUAUGGUACAACCAUGUGAUAGUAAUAUUCUGAAACUAUACUGUACUAUUUUGGGCAGUUUGCUAUGAGCUUAUUAAUGUUGAUGUUUAAAUAAAUUAAGCGUUGAAAAAAUUCUGAAACUUUUUAUUGAAUAUAAAUACAAAAUUUAAGGCAAGAUUCUGUUUUUUAAUGAUUUUUAUUAACUGGAACAGCCAAGAUCAUACGCUUGUAUGCAGAAUGCACGAGGCCAAGCACUGGCAACAUCUUUUAGUCCUAUGAUAUUUCAAUUCGCUUUCAAAUAAAAUUUUGUUUAGAUGUAAAGUGAUAUAAAACUGAUAUUCCUUUAAGUGUAAUAUUAUAUUUAAAUUCAAUUUCUUGAUAUACAAUUGUUAACAAGCAAUAAGUGUUGUGAAAUGUAUGACUUAGUGAAUUGUGCUCUUUUGAUACUAUAGCAGUUUUGAACACAAUAGAAGACAACUUCAUCAUGGUCCAUUUAGCAUACCAUAGGCCCUCUCAGUGUAAUUAUUUUGUUUGUUUUUUUUGGGGGAUGGGGGGGGGGUACCAAGAAUUUGCAACCAAGGGGAUAUAACCCAGUGAUUACAAAUUUUAUUUGGAAAAAGUAAUUGGUGGUUAUUUAUUUUGUUUGGUUACAGGUAGCUUACAUAACAAUGGAAGGCUGUUUUUUUAAUGUUGUAAUUUAGAAUUUGAUUAAAAAAUGUUUUAAAGGCUUGUUUAUUUUUAAUAAAUUGCUGUUACGCUUUGUAAAAUACAUUGUUUCUUUUGAAGAGCUCUACACUUAGUAAUGGAAUUGAAAAGGCUAAUAAAGAUUCUGAUUCUAGUGAUGAGGAAUCCAAUGAUGGGCCAAAAGUAAGGUAUGUCCACAAACAAGGGUUAUCCUCAAAAUCUUUUUCCUAAAGUCAGAUUGUUUUGUCUGUGCCCAUGCCGUUAUAUGUAUAGUUACUUAUUUAACUACUUGAGCUAAAUCUUAAAACAUAAUUUUUCUUUUAAUAUUUCUGAAACCAAAAAAACCCCCAUCCUACCCCUAAUAUUCUGACCUAACUUUCAGUUUGCCCACAUUGGAUGACAUACACAAGUUUUGUGGUGGUGCUACUGGACACAGGUAAGUUGUUAGUCAUUGUUAGGGUUGUAUAACUUACAAAAACAUACUAGUUUCAGUCAUAAUUAAAUAACUAUUUUAAUCGUAGGCACCAUUCCAUUAUAUCCACAUAAUAUCAAACAUAAAACAUGGUGAUAUUCUCCCUUUUGCUGGGCACACCUUCGAAUGAAAUUUUUAUACAAGUUAAUGGUAAUGGUAAUUCUGCCAUGCAUGUUGAUCACUGGAACUUUUCCACUGAAUUAAAAUGUUCUUUACAAUGAAACCAAGAAAACAGAUUUAAGAUAUCCAAUUAUGGCAUUAUCUCCCAAUGAAAGUUACAUUUUCUUGAUUAAUUGACAAAAUAAAGGUAAAACUUUUUUUAUUACAAAAUUUCUUUAUAUAUAUAUUUUUUUUUUCCCUCUGCUGAGUUAAAGCAUCAUGUGGAAAAAGCAGUUAUUUACGUUACUGGUUGUGCUAUUUGAAUAAAAGGUGCUAAACGGGAAUUAUCAUAAAGAAUUGUCGCAAAUGGGCCAGUAGUUUAAUAAUGUGUCCCAGCUGAAUAAUAUCAACAAACUUAAUAUCUGUAUCUAAAUACCAGUAUGGGUGUCUAUGCCCCAUUUGGCCCCUAGACCUUGAACUUGGUACACUCUGUGUCUGGGUCGUUUCAGUCAUGGUAUUGGUGUUAGAUUCAGAGUUCACCAUGAGUACUAGUAAUAGCAAAAGAAAAAUUUACAGAUAAGCAUUGUAAAAACACUUUUGACUAUUCAAUAACGAAAUAGAUAACAAACUAUUACAGUUUCAAUAAUAGCUCAAUAAGUCUUGAAAUUUUUAAGCAAAUCAAAUUAUCAAAUCCCGUGGUUACCAGGUAUUAAAAAAAUGAAUUUUGUAGGCCUAUCACCCCCAACUCAGAUUAAAAAAAACUGCAUCUUUUCCAUCCCUGUGUAGAUGUCCAUGAAUACCAGUUUAAGAUAAUAUCAUCAUGACGUAUACUUAAAAUUAAUGUUUCAAUUAAUGAUAGUGUAGCCUUCACCUUCAGGUCAUAUUAUCAAUUUCAUAAACAGCUUUUACUUUACAGGGCAGCCAUGUUUGGCAUCAAAAUGAAAGGAAAAUUGUCACGUGUAGCUGAGCAGGACCAGCAGUUUGAGGAACAAUUGAAGAAGAAAGAAAACAGAGUUGGUGAUUGUACCCAAGAAAAGAGAACUUCAGAUGAGGUUCAGAACAGACCAAACAAUGAUACAGAUAAAAAAAUGAAGAAAAAGAAGAGGGUUGAUCAUGCAGACAUUACUGAGAGUCAGAAUGAAAUGAUUGAUAAUAGAGAGAUGGAAACAACUCAGGGAAGAAGUGAGAAAAAGCACAAAAAGAAGAAAAGAAAGAAAGACAAACAUGAUUCUAAAAGUAUUGGUGUUGAUGAAAGGGAGGAAGAAAUUGUUGAAGCAAAUGAUUUGGCAGCUCAACCUGAAUCAAAAAGUAAAAAAAGAAAAGUGGUUGAAGCUGAUGUUGAGGACGGGGCUCAAGAGAAUACUAAACUUUUGAAGAAGAAAAGGAAAAGAUCAAAAGCUGAAAAACAUGAUGACAAAGAAACAGACAAUUUUCAUAUACCUAGUGCUACUGUGGACAUCACUGGUCAUGAAAUUAUUACACAAAAGAAAAAAAAGAAACGACCAAAGUCAGAAAAGCUAAACGAUAACGAAGCAGACCUUGCUGAUACCGCCACUGUUGAUGAGGUAGUGAGUGUUGAAAAAAAUGGGACAUCAAAGAAAAAAAAGAAGAAAAAUGUUUGAUAUAAUUAUUUUUUAUUUUUAACUAGGAUCUAAAACUAAAAGCAAUUAAAAAAAUAUACAUUAUUUCUUUGUUUGUAUAUAAUGUUAAAUCUAAUUUUUUAUUAUUUCCAUCCUGAAUUCAAAGUAGGUUUUCU
Messenger RNA from Lymnaea stagnalis (great pond snail), 7006 nucleotides. NCBI's taxonomy places the organism in Eukaryota, Metazoa, Mollusca, Gastropoda, Lymnaeidae. The record is from the annotation of a GenBank genome assembly.